AUGGAAAACAUCCCUUAUGCAAAUGUAAUUGGGUCAGUCAUGUAUGUCAUGAUAAGCACCAGACCAGACAUUUCCUUUGCAAUUUCCCUAAGUAGAUUCAUGUCAAACCCUGGCUUUGAACAUUGGCUUGCUCUUAAAUGGCUGCUUAGAUACAUUAAUAGUUCUUUGCAUGUUGGCUUGGAAUAUGGAAAAAGAUAUGACUCACUUGAUCUUGUAGGUUUUGUAGAUUUUGAUUUUGCAAGUGACAAAGAUUCAAGAAAAUAUACCACUACAUACUUGUUCACCUUGGAAGGAAACUAUGUAAGCUGGAAGUCCCAACUUCAGCCAAUCGUUGCUCUGUCCACAACUGAGGCAGAGUAUGUGGCUGUGACAGAUGUUUUCAAAGAAGCUCUCUGGCUUCAAGGGCUAUUGUCAGAAGUUAAGCUACUUGAGGGUGCAGUCACUGUCUAUUUAGACAGCCAAAGUGCCAUACAUUUGAGCAAGAAUCCUAUCUACUAUGAAAGGACCAAACAUGUUGAUGUCAAAUACCAUUUUGUGAGGGAGCUGGUGGAUAAAGGGGUGAUCAAUCUGAAAAAGGUGUCAAUAGAGGACAACCCUCCAGAUAUAGGAACAAAGGUGGGCUCUCCAGCCAAGUUCAAGCACUGCUUGAACCUGCAGCAUAUUAAGUGA
Messenger RNA from Pistacia vera, 669 nucleotides. RefSeq names its product secreted RxLR effector protein 161-like. The record is from RefSeq and is a predicted model, not a curated record. The coding region runs from base 1 to 669 and encodes 222 amino acids. Lineage: Eukaryota; Viridiplantae; Streptophyta; Magnoliopsida; Sapindales; Anacardiaceae. The transcript has a single exon.